Messenger RNA from Rubroshorea leprosula, 1342 nucleotides. NCBI's taxonomy places the organism in Eukaryota, Viridiplantae, Streptophyta, Magnoliopsida, Malvales, Dipterocarpaceae. The record is from the annotation of a GenBank genome assembly.
AAAAUAAGAGCCUAAAUGUAUGGUUUAGCCGACAAAACUUUGCUACAGCUUCAUAGACGGAAUGCAGAAAUCUACAGAACCCGAUCCCCGCAGUGAUGGGGUUGAAAAAUAUGCUGAUGUGAAUUGGGAUGAGCUCGGAUUUUCUUUUACUCCUACUGAUUUUAUGUGCAUGAUGCGAUGUUGUGGAGGGGAGAAUUUUUCUCAAGGAGCCCUCGUCCCCUUUAGGAACAUAGAACUCAGCCCAUGUUCCACAGUUCUUCAAUAUGGACAGGGAUUGAUUGAAGGUCUAAAAGCUUAUAGGAAAGAGGAUGAUGGUAGUAUUCUACUAUUUCGACCAGAGGAAAAUGCUCUGCGGAUGAAGAUGGGUGCAGAGAGGAUGUGUAUGCAAUCACCCUCGGUGGAGCAGUUUGUAGAUGCAGUAAAACAAACAAUUCUUGCCAACAAGCGUUGGAUACCUCCUCCAGGAAAAGGAGCACUUUAUCUUAGGCCUACGCUCAUGGGAAGCAGCUCUGUUCUGGGCUUACGGGCAGCAACUGAAUAUACAUUUCUAGUUUUUGCUAGUCCUGUUGGCAACUAUCAAAAGGCUGGGACUGGUUUAAACUUGGUUGUUGAAGAGAAGUUUCAUAGAGCUAUCCCUGGUGGAACUGGAGACAUCAAAGCUGUUGUCAACUAUUCACCUACUAUUAAAGCCGCAGGUGCAGCAAGAGCUAAAGGGUUCUCUGAUGUGUUGUUUCUUGAUUCUCUCACUGGAAAAUAUAUCGAGGAGGUUUCUGGAUGUAACAUUUUUAUGCUGAAGGGAAAUAUUCUGUCAACUCCUGCAACAAAUGGAAACAUUCUUCCAGGGAUCACUCGGAAAAGCAUCAUUGAACUUGCAAAGGACUUUGGCUACCAGGUUGAGGAGCGUGAUAUUCCAGUAGAGGAUGUGUUUGAUGCCAAUGAAGUCUUUUGCACUGGAACUGCAGUUGGUGUGACCCCUGUUGCUAGUAUAACCUACCAAGACAAAAGGUUUGAAUACAGAACUGGAGAAGAGACCGUGUCUUUUAAGCUGCAUGUAGCCCUGACUGGGAUUCAAUCUGGUUCCAUUGAGGACAAGAAGGGAUGGACCGUAAAGAUAUAAAAGUGUUUGUACUAGAUAGAUUAGUUUUAGUAUUGGUAUAUAUCAAGGUUUUUAAAAUCAAACCGAUCAUUGAACCAUUUUUAGGUCCGGUCCCUGGUUCAACCGGUGAACCAGCCGGUCCAAACAGCAAGGAACAUUUGAUGAGAGGAGCAAGCUGUCAUGGAUUUUUUAAUUUGGUAUUUGAUAAUUUUGUAAUUUUGUUAAAAUUAAAGGUUAAAAUGGGUA